AUGAGAGACUACUGGCAACUCUCCGGCCCAUUUGGCCUCGCAGUCCGUGCCGCCGUCCGGAUCUUCCAAUUCGUCUUCGCCAUCGUCACAAUCGGUCUCUACGCCGCCUCCCUUGCUUCCUGGGACUCUUCGAAAACAAACCUCAAAAAGACAAACUGGAUCUUCGCCCUCGUACCUGCCGUAAUUUCAGCGCUAACAUGCGCCUACCACGUCUUCGCGACCGUAACCCACGCCGCCUGGUCUGUCUGGGACUUCUGCCUCGCCGUGCUCUGGGCGGCGCUCUGCGGCGUAUCCUCAGCUCUUAUUGUGGGCGGGGAAGACGGCGAUAAUGUGACUGGAGGUUUGAGAACAAGACUCGCAGCAGGAGCGUGGAUUGCGGGUGUCAGCAUGAUCCUUUGGCUCCUUAGCGCUGUCCACGGGUGUGCGUAUUGCUGCGCUUCAAGACGGACGACGAGGACGACGAAGCAAGAAGAGGAUAAGGUUGACUUGGAGCUUCCUGAUAGACAGCAACAGAACGUCUAG
Colletotrichum spaethianum is the source of this 522-nucleotide messenger RNA. RefSeq lists its product as uncharacterized. Gene Ontology annotation, cellular component: membrane. The transcript has a single exon. Bases 1 to 522 code for a protein of 173 amino acids. The record is from RefSeq and is a predicted model, not a curated record. NCBI's taxonomy places the organism in Eukaryota, Fungi, Ascomycota, Sordariomycetes, Glomerellales, Glomerellaceae.